AUAAACAACUGUCUGCGGAUCAAGAUCCUGGGAGACUGCUACUACUGCGUCAGCGGGCUGCCCGAGGCUAGAGCCAACCACGCUACCUGCUGUGUGGAGAUGGGCCUCGACAUGAUCGAUGCCAUUGCGAGUGUAUGUGACCAGACUGGGGUUAAGCUGAAUAUGCGUGUUGGUCUGCACACAGGACGGGUAUUGUGUGGAGUUAUGGGAUUGAAAAAAUGGCAGUAUGACGUCUUCAGCAACGAUGUCACAUUAGCAAAUCACAUGGAAUCUGGCGGCCUCCCUGGUCGAGUUCACAUCACCAAGGCCACGCUUGACGAGCUUCAUGGACAAUACGAGGUAGAGCCAGCUAACGGAGCAUCCAGAGACAGUUACCUCCAGAAGUUGGGAGUGGAGACUUUCUUUAUCAAAAUAAAACAUCCACGAAAGCACUCAGUGCUGCUUCAGAAAGAGUGGACAGGUAUACGGCCGCACAAACUGUCAUUCAAGGGAGUGACCAGCUGUGUGAUUCGACUCAUGCAGUCGGUCAAAUUCAACGCUGAAAUACCUUUUUCUGAUGUGCUGUCCACAAGCCAGUCCCGGGAUUCUAUGGCGGUUCAACCACCAAGGAUGUCUAAGGCGAUGAGGACGAUGUCGGAAGAUCCAGAUAAACAAGAUAGUGUGAAUGUACCAGAACAGGAUUUUUGCGAUUAUUUCCUUACGACGGCUUUUGAUGCUUACCGGCACUCUUAUUUCUACAGGCAAGACAUUAUAGAAACACCCGUCGACCGUUAUCAGGCCGCGGAAGACAUCACAUUUGGCUGCAGCCUUGCCUGUACACUGCUGAUUCUGGUGCUGGUUAUUGGCCUGCAGGUUGUUAUCCUACCACGAACUUUACUGUUGUUCAUGAUAUUUCUUGUGGCAUUUGCCUGGCCGUCUGUUGUGCUUAUUUUUAUAUUAAGUGCUAAACUAAAGUGUACAAAUUUUGAUAUCCGAAAGUCGUCGAAACUGAGAAUCUUUAUUUCAGUAACAACAAUACUGAUUCCAUAUUUGAUGGUACAGAUUAAUGUACUUUGCUGCAGCGGUGGUCAUGGUUUGGAGUUCCUCGAGGAACUGAGUCUUCUGAAUGGUGACAGACACUUGUCGUGCGGCGACCCAAAUUACAUCAACAUCAGUGGCAUCAUGUGCUUCUUCCUGCUAGCCCUCUUUGUUAAAAUAAGUCUCGUCCUGAAGGUCCUCUUUAUGGUCAUCGUCGCAGCUGGUCACAUCCUGGUCAUGGAGCUCACCCACAAGAGUUUGUUUGUCAAAUUUGAUGAGUCAAUUCAUUCCUAUGUGCCUACCCAUGUUUACGGCAUUCUGGCUUUCGUCUUGUUCCUGCUGGGAUUUACUUUGCAGAGCCGAGAACAGGAAUCCACCCUUCGCCUCGACUAUUUGUGGAAAUCACAGGCAGCAGAGGAGAAAUCCGGGAUGCAAGAGCUUCAGAAACAGAAUUCUCGGAUCUUGUGUAACCUUCUUCCUGAACACGUGGCUAACCACUUCCUGAAUCUUCAAACCAGCAGUCACAUGGAGCUCUAUAGUCAACACUACAACACAGUUGGUGUAUUCUUUGCCUCCAUCCCAAACUUCUCUGACUUCUACGUGGAGUUGGCAGCAAAUAACCAGGGCGUGGAGUGUCUUAGAGUUCUCAAUGAGAUCAUUGUUGACUUCGAUGAGCUUCUGGACAUACCAUACUUUGCUGGAGUGGAGAAGAUCAAAACCAUUGGCAGCUGUUACAUGGGGGCGACAGGGCUCAAGCCAACCCAUCUAAUAAAAAAGCAAGUUACCACCUCUCCCCUGUCUCCUUCGGUGACUUUUUACAUGACCGUGAUAGUGGAUUUUGUGAUGGCCAUGAAGGAAAAGUUGAAAAAUAUCAAUGAAAACUCAUACAAUAAUUUUGAGCUACGAGUGGGAAUAAAUGUGGGCUCGGUGGUCGCAGGUGUAAUUGGGGCCAGAAAGCCUCAGUAUGACAUAUGGGGCAAUACAGUGAAUGUGGCAAGUCGCAUGGAAAGUACUGGAAUACCUGGGAAAAUCCAGGUGACAGAGGACAUCUAUGGAGUUCUAAAGAAUAUAUUUACAUUUGAGUGCCGCGGAAAAGUUCAAGUCAAAGGAAAAGGGGACAUGAUCACAUACUUCCUGAAAGAAAGAAUGACAGCAAGGGACUUAAACUACAUAUACCCACCUAUCACGCCACCGGCUACCCCACGUAUUGCAGUUCUUUCCCACAGGUUAUCCAGUGAAAAUUUUCCACUGCCUGUUGUGGGCAGCCCAGAUACUUCAGUUUCUAAGACAAUGGGAACCUCUGCCAGUAUGAAACAUUUGCUCAAUGCAGCCAGCAUAGAUCGCAUCUGCGACUACGGUUCUACAAGAGAGCUGAAGACAUCUAACAAUAGGCUGACUCCUAACGGAAGCCUCAAUAAGAGACGACGCUGUUCCAUUGACAACGCUACUGUAUGUAAAAACCAUCUGAAAAAAUUUAGCAUCUCAGCAUCCGGCCGCUGUAUCUCUAGUGAGCCUGUAUAUCGGACUAGCAGUCCAGAACUGCCUGCUGUCCACUAUUUUAAUUCAAAAAUGAAAAGCCAUCUACGUCCGGCAUCAAUAGGAGUGCAGAAUGCAAUAUUUGAUAAUCUUAAAGUGAGAUGUUCUUCACUGAGUCCGCUGAGUCCUCUUAGCCCUAAGUCAACAGUAUCUGAAGGUGGCCACAUUAUGAAGAUCAAGACAAGUCCAACAGCCUCACAGAACCAUUUAUGUGUAUCUCAUUGCCUACGUAAAGUUCUUUCUGAACCUAACUGCAAACCUCCUUCUAUCCCGUUGACAAAUGGCAGUCUACAAUAUACAAAACCGUUGCCAAACGUUUACCGGGGUGUAUCUCCUCCUUACUUAAAAAAGGUCAGUGAAGACUCUGUUCUCGAAAAUUCUGUGAAGUUUAACAUUGAGGAUUACGAAGCUCCAAAGAAAACCUGUCCAUAUAAAAAUAUUCUGCCACUGAGCAAUAGUUUUGGAGGCGUUAUCGAAGGAUAUCAUUAUAACUAUCUUUCUGACGGAUCUGCCAGACCUCUGCCUCCAAUACCCUCACCUUCGUUUCCUAAUAUCUCUGUGUGUGUUUCGGGAGAUAAAUUUGUGACUGGCAUCUAUAGAGAACCCCUGGACAAGUCCUAUUCAAAGAUAUUGUCACAAAGCAGCGCUGCUAAAUCGAUAUCAUCACGAGUAACCAAUGGGUUUCCUGGCAACGUUGUCAUAACCCAUGACGAUGUUCCCGAGUCUCAGCGUCAUAUAACAACAGCAGCAAAGACCGCCGUCAAUCAUAGGAGGCAAUCAUCUAUUGAGUCUACGGAAAGUAGCACUUCGCCAGUUUCACUUACAUCGACAAGAGGACUUAUUGCAAAUGAAAGCAAAAACAAAUCAUUGCAUUCUGGCAACAAUGGAGAUCCCAGUUUAGAUAAAUAUGAUAGUAACGAGGGGAACAGUGUUAUUUUGAGUUCAGUUUGUGAUAGAGGCACACACGUUUUGAGAAAUAGUAUCAGUCAUAUGCCCUGUGCAUCUGUUCAAGACAAGAAUGAGUUCAGAAGGACGUACCCAACAGUGCCUGAUGACGAACAAGUAUAUUGUUCACCUCCAAGACAGAAAAAAGAUGAUUUCAGCCUCAAUUUAACCACUGACGAUGAGAAAGAUUCGAUUUAUUCUUACCCCUACAGUGAUGGCAAUUCUUCUUUGCUGCUCAGCCCUGUAAAGACAGAGCCUACCAGAAAUGCUUUUAAAAAACAAAUGACACACCAUGAAGGGAAUCAACAUGCACGUUACUAUCUCUUUGAUUCUCCGUACAGUAGUUUAGAAUGGGGCAGAUCUCGAUCCAGUGAUGCAGUCAGCAGCAUUCCCUACUCCCCACUUCUACCAAACCCACCUGCAAAUGAAUCACCCGUGUCACCAACCAAGUUCAUGGCGGAUUUCGCUAGGCAGUAUAAUCCCACAAGCAUUAACCAGUACCCUGACCCUCUAUAUAACCUAUUGCCACAUCAAUUAAAAGACAAAAGCAGUACAUCAAAAAGAAAAGACAAAAUUUUAAGCAAGCAACAAAGAGUUGGCAAUGAAACCUUUUUAACUAAAAUGUCUACAAACAAGGGUGAUAGAAUAAAAAUGCAACAACAUAUUUCUACAAACCCAUUCCAAGUUAAACGACCUCAGUUGCAUUACAUACCACCUCGCAACUGCAAGAGUUUGGACUACUUUCCUGCAGAUCAAGAAGAUAACAUUGCUGGAUCAAAAACUUCUAGUGCACUUAAUACCAAAGCACGACAUGCUUACAUUACACCUCUCAUCUUUGGGAAUGAGAGAGCCGCCUCAAGAACAGACCACACUAGUUUGUCCUCUCUCGUCAGCAGCAGCGAGAUGUCGUGUUCAGACUCACACAUGAACACUGAGUCAGAAUCAGGGGCGUAUGACUAUGAAUAUGACAGUUACCCGCCUAGUGCUAGAACUGAUGAUGAGCUUGCUGUCCUGCAGUCCUUGAGUGACAAGGAGACGGACAUUCUCGACGAUGUCAACGUUGACAAUGUGACAGUGAGUGAUAAUUUUAGCUUGGAUAUGCCGAUACCCAAGUUCCACCACAAAUAA
Candidula unifasciata is the source of this 4626-nucleotide messenger RNA. Lineage: Eukaryota; Metazoa; Mollusca; Gastropoda; Stylommatophora; Geomitridae. The record is from the annotation of a GenBank genome assembly.